AUGAAAGGAUAUUUAAUUCUCCUUUAUAUUCAAAUUGCUUUUGGAGCAUUUACGAUACCUCUCUACCCGAUCCAUAAAACUCCAGAAGAAAAAGCUUCAUUUUAUAAGUCCCUCAAAACCUUCAAAGCUGGAGCAGGCCCUACCAAUGUUCCAUUAACCUAUAAUUAUGAGUAUUACGGCUUAGUCCAAAUUGGUACUCCUCCUCAGAACUUUCAGGUGGUUUUUGAUACAGGCUCUUCCAAUUUAUGGGUUCCUAGCAGCAGCUGCUAUUCAGUUUCCUGCUCCCUUCACCAUACAUAUAACCAUUCCAAAUCAUCAACUUACAUCCCAAAUGGCAAAAAAAUUGGAAUUGGCUACGAAGCCGGCUCUGUGACUGGAUUUUUAUCUAAAGAUACAGUCACUUGGGGAGGAAUUCAGAUCCCGGGCAUUACUUUUGCAGAAAUGACGAGUUUUCCAGGGACUUAUUGGAGCUCAAAAGCAUUUGAUGGGAUUAUGGGGAUGGCUUGGGUGGCUGAGUCUGAAGACAAAAUUACCCCUGUUUAUCAGUCUAUACUUAAUUUGCUGAAUAUUUAAAUAUUCAAUAUCUUAUAUAAACAAGUAUAUUUUAGCCACAUAAGUAUAUGUAUAGCUUAGGGCUUAUCAAUGCAGACAGUUUUGCUAUGUAUUUAGUCCCAGGAAAUGGAAUUGGAAGUGCUUUAACGUUAGGAGGCUACAAUACAAGCUGCAGCAAAAAUGACUGAAAUUGGAUUCCAUUACUUAAUGAAGGGUUCUGGGAAAUAAAAAUUGACUCAAUUACUGUGAAUGGGAAAGCUAUACAAGUGACUGGGAUGAAAGCUGUCAUUGACUCAGGGACGCCUCAUCUUGUAGGGGAUAGCACAAUUGUUAACCAAAUUAAUGCAAUAAUUCCAACUGUGGCGUCUGAUUGCUCUAAUAUUGGGAGUCUUCCAAAUGUUGUAAUUACUUUGAAUGGUGUGAAUUAUACUUUAACAGGACAAGAUUAUGUGGUGCAGUUGAAUUCAGAAGGAUUGACGUCAUGUGAAACUGGCUGGACUCCUGAAAAUUUCCCAUCUUCUCUUAGAAAUGUUUUGAUUUUGGGCGACUUAUUUAUGCAUGUCUAUUAUAGAAAUUGCCCGAGGAUGGCGCUAUAUUGCGCCAUCCUCGGGCAAUUGGAGACACGGCUCCACACGGGAAUUGUGUUCCACGUGUGGAGCCAUUUUUCCACGUGGGAAAAUGUGGAUUCCACACGUGGAAAAAUGUGGAUUCCACACGUGGAAAAAUGGCUCCACACGUGGAAUACGGUUCCCGUGUGGAGCCAAUUUUCGCUUGCCCUAGGAUGGCGCCAUAUAGCGCCAUCCUAGGGCAAAUCCUAUAUACACAGUUUGAUUAUGGAGGUUCACGAAUUGGGUUUGCGACUGCAAUCUAA
Molecule: messenger RNA, 1423 nt
Organism: Blepharisma stoltei
Lineage: Eukaryota; Ciliophora; Heterotrichea; Heterotrichida; Blepharismidae
Source: the annotation of a GenBank genome assembly